AAUCAAGGGAGUGAGAGACUCGACUCCGAGCCCAGCCUGUGAAGCUUUUCUCGGGAGUGGAUGGCGAUAUUCGCCUGUGCUGGGACCGGCCAGUGAGCCCACACCGAGCCCCGAGCCAGAGAACAGCCAGCACCAUGGAAGCAGACAGCAAGAGAGAGAAGAGCUCCGUCUUCGAAGAAAGCCUAAUGCGCAGAAUCUCUGGUAGCAGCAGUGUACACACUUUGAGCAAAGCAGCUUUCAUUGAGAAGGUCCGAGAGAGCAACGCUGCGUGUCAGAGUGGAGAUUUCACAACAGGCGUCCAGCUCUACACUGAAGCUAUUGCAGCUGACCCUCAGAACUGUAUCCUGUACAGCAACCGAUCAGCUGUUCUGGUGAAACUGAAUGAGUAUGAGAAGGCCCUGGAUGAUGCAGUCAAAGCACGACUCUUAAACCCCAAGUGGUCAAAGGCAUACUUCCGACAGGGUGUUGCUCUCCAGUAUCUCGGCCGCCAUGCAGAUGCGCUGGCUGCAUUUGCAUCUGGGCUGGCCCAAGAUCCGAAAAGCUUGCAGCUGCUGGUUGGGAUGGUGGAAGCUGCCAUGAAGUCUCCACUACGAGAAUCCCUGGAACCAACCUAUCAGAAGCUACAGAAAAUGAAGUUGGACAAAAGCCCUUUUGUGGUCGUAUCUGUCAUUGGCCAGGAGCUUCUGACAGCAGGACACCACGGUGCCUCUGUAGUUGUUCUGGAGGCUGCCUUGAAAAUUGGAACAUGCAGCUUGAAACUUCGUGGGUCAGUGUUCUCUGCCCUAAGCAGUGCUUACUGGGCAUUAGGGAAUACAGAGAAGAGUAUUGGUUAUAUGCAGCAGGACUUCGAUGUAGCCAAGACUUUAGGUGACCAUACGGGCGAGUGUCGAGCCCAUGGUAACUUGGGAUCGGCAUUCUUCUCCAGCGGCAACUACCGAGAGGCCCUAAACAACCACCGUCUCCAGCUAGUGCUGGCCAUGAAGCUAAAAGAUCGUGAGGCAGCCUCUUCAGCAUUGAGCAGUCUAGGUCAUGUCUACACAGCCAUCGGAGAUUACCCUAAUGCACUGGCCAGUCACAAGCAGUGUGUCCUUCUAGCUAAACAAUCCAAAGACGAACUCUCGGAAGCCAGAGAACUAGGCAAUAUGGGAGCUGUUUAUAUAGCAAUGGGAGACUUUGAAAAUGCAGUUCAGUGCCACGAACAGCACCUCAGGAUUGCUAAGGAACUGGGUAACAAGCGAGAGGAAGCACGGGCCUAUAGUAAUCUCGGCAGCGCCUAUCACUACAGGAGGAACUUUGACAAAGCAAUGUCCUAUCACAACCAUGUGCUGGAACUAGCACAGGAGCUAGACGAGAAGGCAAUUGAGAUGAGAGCAUAUGCAGGGCUGGGUCAUGCAGCACGAUGCAUGCAGGAUUUGGAGAGAGCAAAGCAGUACCAUGAGCAACAGUUGAAUAUUGCAGAGAACCUGAAGGAUCGUGCAGCAGAGGGACGGGCCUCCUCCAAUCUUGGCAUAAUUCAGCAGAUGAAAGGAGAUUAUGAAACUGCACUGAAACUCCACAAGACUCACCUCUCCAUUGCUCAGGAGCUCAGUGAUUAUGCUGCACAGGGAAGAGCCUAUGGGAAUAUGGGCAAUGCCUAUAAUGCCCUGGGUAUGUAUGACCAAGCAGUAAAAUACCACCGUCAGGAGCUACAGAUCUCCAUGGAAGUUAAUGACCGGGCAUCACAAGCAUCGACCCAUGGUAACCUUGCUGUUGCCUACCAGGCUUUGGGUGCUCAUGAUAGGGCUUUACAGCACUACCAAAACCAUCUAAACAUAGCACGAGAGCUACGGGAUAUACAAAGUGAGGCCCGAGCACUUAGCAACCUAGGUAACUUCCACUGUUCAAGAGGGGAGUUCAUUCAGGCUGUUCCAUAUUAUGAACAGUAUCUACGCUUGUCUCCUGACCUACAAGAUAUGGAAGGUGAAGGAAAAGUAUGCCAUAACCUUGGCUAUGCCCAUUACUGUCUGGGAAACUACCAGGAGGCUGUGAAAUACUAUGAACAAGAUUUAGCUCUAGCCAAGGACUUGCACGAUAAACUUAGUCAGGCAAAAGCCUACUGCAACUUGGGCCUCGCAUUUAAAGCCCUUGGUAACUAUACUAAAGCAGAAGAAUGUCAGAAAUAUGUUUUAUCAUUAGCCCAGUCCCUAAACAACGCACAAGCCAAAUUUCGAGCUUUAGGCAACCUUGGUGAUAUCUUUGUGUGCAAGAAAGAUGUGAAUGGUGCUGUUAAGUUCUACGAACAGCAGCUGACUUUGGCUCAUCAGGUUAAAGACCGGAAGCUUGAAGCCAGUGCUUAUGCAGCUCUGGGUACUGCAUACAGACUAAUACAGAAAUAUGACAAAGCAUUAGGAUACCACACACAAGAGCUUGAGGUUUAUCAAGAACUGAGUGAUUUGCUGGGAGAAUGUAAAGCACAUGGCCACCUUGCAGCAGUCUACAUGGCCCUUGGCAAAUACUCCAUGGCUUUCAAAUGUUACGAAGAACAGUUGGAUUUGGGACAGAAGCUGAAAAAUCCCAAUAUUGAGGCACAAGUUUAUGGCAACAUGGGAAUCACCAAAAUGAACAUGAAUGUAAUGGAAGAUGCUAUUGGCUACUUUGAACAGCAGCUAGCUACACUGCAGCAGUUGAGCGGUAAUGAUGCAGUUCUGGAUAGAGGGCAUGCAUACGGAAAUCUGGGAGACUGCUAUGAGGCAUUAGGAGAUUAUGAGGAAGCUGUAAAAUAUCAUGAACAGUAUUUAUCAGUGGCACAGAGUUUAAAUCGGAUGCAGGAGCAAGCCAGAGCCUAUCGAGGACUUGGGAAUGGGCAUCGGGCAAUGGGGAACUUGCAGCAAGCACUCGUGUGCUUUGAAAAGAGACUGGUAGUAGCCCAUGAACUUGGAGAGUCGUCCAACAAAGCCCAGGCAUAUGGGGAGCUUGGCAGCUUACAUAGCCAGCUAGGGAACUACGAACAGGCAAUUUCUUGCCUUGAGCGCCAACUAAACAUUGCCAGAGAGAUGAAGAAUCGGAUACUGGAGAGCGAUGCAGCCUGUGGUCUCGGUGGAGUUUACCAACAGAUGGCAGAAUAUGAAACUUCACUACAGUACCAUCAGCUUGAUUUAGAGAUUGCAGAGGAAACCAAUAACCCGACAUGUCAGGGUCGUGCCUAUGGUAACCUGGGAUUGACUUAUGAAUCUUUGGGAAAUUAUGAACGGGCUGUAAUGUAUCAGGAGCAGCAUCUGAGUAUUGCUGCCCAGAUGAAUGACUUGGUGGCUAAAACUAUUGCAUACAGCAGCUUAGGGAGAACACACCAUGCCUUACAGAACUACUCGCAGGCAGUCAUGUACUUACAGGAAGGACUGAGGCUGGCAGAGCAGCUCGGCCGCAGAGAAGAUGAGGCUAAAAUCAGACAUCGGCUGGGACUUUCGCUGUGGGUCAGUAGAAACCUCGAGGAGGCACAACACCAGCUUUACAGAGCAUCUGCCUUAUUUGAAAAUAUCCGUCAUGAAGCACAGCAUAGCACUGAUUAUAAACUUUCACUGUUUGAUCUUCAAACAUCCUCCUACCAAGCUUUACAGCGUGUUUUGGUCAGCCUGGGUCGUCAUGAUGAGGCAUUGGCAGUAGCAGAGAGGGGAAGAACAAGGGCAUUUGCUGAUCUCUUGGUAGAAAGGCAAACAGGACAGGAAGAAUCUGAUCCAUUGACUCCCGUCACCAUUGACCAGAUUCUGGAGGCCAUCAAUAAUCAACGUAGCCUGGUGCUGUACUAUUCACAAGCAGCUGGAUACCUCUACAGCUGGUUACUAGCACCAGGAGCAGGAAUAUUAAAGUUUCACGAGUGCUAUUUGGGCGAUGGUCUGGCAGAAAGCAGCAAUGAUUUUAAUGAAACAAGCAGCAUCAACCUGCAGGCAUCCAGCUUCUCUACUCUUGAGCAAUAUGUGACCAAUGUCCGAGAAGCACUUGGUGUUGACUCCUACUAUACCAGUAGGAUGUGUUCAAACAGUGAGACAGAGAGUGAGGCUGGAGACCUUGUUGAUCAACAGUUUGAAGAAAUGAACAAUAAACUGACUUCCAUCACUGAUCCCACAGGAUUCCUCAGGAUGGUCAGCAGGAACAACCUCUUCAAUAGAAGCUGCCAAAGUAUGAGCAGCCUGUUCAGCAGCAACACAUCAAGCCUUCAAGAUUCCACUUCCUCUUUGUCCCGCAAACAGAGCUCAGUCAAUAAGCAACCUCUCCGUGCCCUCUAUGACCUCCUCAUCUCGCCAAUGGAAGGGGGAUUGAUGCAUUCCAGUGGACCCGUUGGUCGACACCGUCAGCUUGUGUUGGUCCUGGAAGGAGAACUGUAUCUCAUUCCGUUUGCUCUGUUGAAAGGAAGCUCCUCUAACGAGUAUCUGUAUGAACGUUUCAGUAUCAUUGCUGUUCCCUCAAUCCGGGCCCUUCAAGCAAGUCCCAAGUCCCAUCUUCGAAAGAGUACAUCUGCGUGCAGCUCCUCUACCUCAAUGGCAGCUGUGAUAGGUAACCCCAAACUCCCAUCAGCAGUAAUGGACCGGUGGCUCUGGGGACCCAUGCCUUCUGCUGAGGAGGAGGCCUACAUGGUUUCAGAGCUUCUAGGUUGCCAGCCCCUAGUAAGCACUGCUGCCACCAAGGAAAGAGUGAUGAGCAUGCUCAGUCAGGCAGAGUGUGUCCAUUUUGCAACCCACAUCUCCUGGAAACUUGCUGCUUUGGUCCUCACGCCAAAUAAUGAAGGAAGCACCAUUAGUGGAAAGAGUAGUAUUGGAAACAGCUACACGAUUCCAGAGUCUCUGAGAAUGCAAGAUGAUGCUAGCGACGUGGAGAGCAUAACUGACAGCCCUCCCCUGCAAGAAUUCUUAUUGACAGCAGCUGACAUCCUGGAAUUACAUCUCCCUGUCAAGCUAGUAGUUCUUGGCUCCUACCAAGAAUCUAAUAACAAAGUAACAGCGGAUGGUAUUAUUGGCCUGACGCGGGCUUUCCUAGCUGCUGGAGCACACUGUGUUUUGGUUUCCCUUUGGCCGGUGCCUGUGGCUGCAUCCAAGAUGUUUGUGCACACUUUCUACUCCUCUCUGCUCAAUGGAAUGAAAUCCAGUGCGGCGCUGGGAGAAGCUAUGAAGAUUGUCCAGAGCAGCAAGCAGUUUGCACAUCCUUCAAACUGGGCAGGAUUCACGCUCAUUGGAAAUGAUGUUAAACUGAACAGUCCCUCAUCUCUUAUUGGUCAGGCUCUGUCUGAAAUCCUCCAGCAUCCUGACCGUGCCCGAGAUGCUCUCCGUGUUCUGCUGCACUUGGUGGAGAAGUCACUCCAGCGAAUACAAAAUGGCCAACGGAAUUCCAUGUACACCUCCCAGCACAGUGUAGAGAACAAAGUGGGUGGUGUGCCAGGUUGGCAGUCGCUUCUUACCGCAGUAGGAUUCAGGCUUGAUCCUCCAGCCAGUGGACUUCCGGCAGCUGUCUUCUUUCCAGUGUCAGAUCCUGGAGAUCGGCUUCAGCAGUGCAGCACUACACUCCAGUCGCUCCUAGGGUUGCCCCAUGCUGCAUUGCAAGCUCUCUGUAAACUUAUCACAGCUUCAGAGACGGGAGAACAGCUUAUUAAUCGGCUCCAUCAAGUCCUUGUUCAGCUUCAGACCGGAGAGAAAGAACAAGAUUUUUCUUCAGCUCCUAUUCAGGUGUCCAUAAGUGUGCAGCUCUGGCGACUGCCUGGGUGUCACGAGUUCCUGGCAGCAUUAGGUUUUGAUCUGUGUGAGGUGGGGCAAGAGGAAGUGGUGUUGAAGACGGGGAAACAGGCGAACAGAAAAACCAUGCACUUUGCUCUCCAGUCUCUUCUUGCUUUAUUUGAUUCUACGGAACUGCCUAAGCGGCUCAGUCUCGACAGCUCUUCAUCUCUGGAGUCUCUAUCCUCCUCUCAGUCUGUUUCUAAUCCAACGGGACAGCUAAACCCACCAUUUUCUCCCACUUACGGAGAUUCAGUGGCUUCAGAUGCCAUUUCCGUCUACAGCCUCAGUUCCAUUGCCUCCUCCAUGAGCUUUGCUUCCAAGACAGACAUCACUGGUGAAGGAAUGCUCCAAAGGGGGCGACAGGACUAUGAGAGGCCCAAGAACAUCUACCCGCACAAGGCUGCUAUGUUACGAAGUAGGUCUUCUCCACAGACAAAUAACACAAGCAGAGAUGAAGAAGAGUAUGAUGGAUUCUCCAUUAUUAGCAGUGAGCCAUUAAGUGUCUACUCUGACACCCUCAGUGUGCCUGCCUCACCAGACAAAGAGAGGACUACAGCACAGGUAGAACACUGCCAUAAUCUUGGAGACAGGCACACCUUCAAAGGUAAUGCUAGUGCUUCCAGUUCUCCGGCCAAAAUAACCCUCAUUCCAAGUCCAAACUCACCAUUUCAGAAGGUGGAAUCCAGAAGCAAACUUCCGAGUUCAGACACUGGAGAAUCAGAUCAGUCCAGUACGGAAACGGAUAGCACGGUUAAAUCCCAAGAGGAGAAAGUGACUAAACUUAAUCCUCAGGAGCUGGCACAAAAGAUUUUGGAGGAGACUCAAAGUCACUUGCUCGCUGUUGAAAAACUGUAUCAAAGUAGUGCACCAGUAAGCAGAACGGGUUCUGCUGAUGCUGACCACGGCAUAACAGGACAUCAUGGCUCCUCAGUUUUUAAAUCUUCAGAUACAAGCGCGUUCAGUAGACCACUGAAUGGCACUGGGCAGAAAAAGCAGUCUUCUCCAAUAACUACAAAACCAAAGCCUCCAACACGGAGCUCAUCGCUACAGAAGGUGAACUCAGGAAACAACACUCCUACCAGUGAUAUUACUGAGGUAGGUCAAUCAGCAGGAGACUGCUACUCUAAAGGGGGCGAUAGCAGACAAACCACAGCACCACCUUCACCUGUUGCGGAUUUACGUCAGUCUCCUGGUUCCUCAUCUGAUCAAUCACCAAUUAAGAUCAAAUAUCCCAGCUCCCCUUACAGCGCUCACAUUUCCAGGUCUCCAAGCUCAGGCCACCAGUCUCCAGCUGGGAGUAACCCUUCUCCAGCCCUCUCAUACUCAUCGGCAGGCUCAGCACGCUCUAGCCCGGCUGACAUCCCGGACCUGAGCAGAUUGAAAAUGACUGCCAUUGACGAGAAGGUCAAGGCUGUCCACAACCUCAAAACCUUUUGGACUAGUGCUACACAGCCUUCAUCCAGGCCUGUCCGAGCCCUGCGAUCCAACCCUGCUCUCAUGGGUUCCAAAGCUGAUGCUCUAAGUUAUUUGAAUCUUUCACCAGCCAGACGCAGCAAAAAAGAAGGAAAGGAGGAUAAACUUGAGCUUAAGGAAUUUUCCAAGCUUCCGUGCACAGACAAGAAAGCCCAGAACGGGUGUGGUAGUUGCCAGGAGACCAGUAAACCAGCAGAAACAAUCCAGCCACCAAGUAGCAUUCAGAGAGAGGCGCGUCCAUUGCGAUUCCCAUCUGGGAAUGGUUAUAAGUUCCUGUCUCCUAGAAAAUUCUUUCCCACCUCAAAGUGCUGAAAUGACCCCAACCAGUCAGAAGAUUUUUCAUUUGCCCACAUGAGCUUGUGGGACUAGCAUGUAUAAGCCAAUUGUGUUGGACAUGCACCGUUUGUAAACAGAACCUGUGUGUUGCGUGAACAGUACUAAAAAAUUUUUAUACUGUUAAAGGAAAAAAAAAGCAAAAAAAAACUACUGUGUAAAAAUGUCAUAUUUUUAUUGAAUCAAAAAGUGGCAUUUUGCCUCGUUUCUUAGUCAUUUAAUGGUUGAUAACAAUUUAUAAAUGUCAAAAAUCACGUUGGAAUGUCAAUCUACAGUCAAAAGUAUUUGUUGGAAAAACAAAAUAAACUAGGCUUGUCAGUUUUAGGUUGCACCCAAUUUUUAUUGGACGUGAUUUUUAAAAAAAAAUUGUUCCAUGUUCAGCAAUUUGUUUGAUGUCCUGUGUGCUGUCUUCUUGCAGUAACAAUGGUAAGCAACUGUGAUUCCCAUUCAGAUCAGAGAGCUUCCUCCACAGGCAUCUAAACACGAUCAGCAACCACUCUGUGGCUCAGACAACAGGAGGCAUUGGUGAGACUUUUCAAAAAACUGAACAGCUGAAAUCCAAAUAAGGGAAUGUCUCACCAUGAACUUCAUACUGUUACUUGUAAACAUUUCUCCUCCAAUUGGUUAUAACAGCACUCUACCAGCUUCUGCUCUGCACCUCAACUUCAGCUACUCCUCAAUGAUUCCAUCCACCUCUGCAGAUUUCUGGUAGUUCAACAUCUGUGCAUUGAACAGGCCUUUAAUGCACUUCACUGGCUUGGGAGGGGGUUCCUAGAGGUUGUUUGCUGCCUCAAGUGAAUUUGUGUGACUUGUGCUGCAUGAGUACGACUGCCAGUUGAGACUGAGAUUCAAGUCAAGGCUGUUGGUCAGGAGCCCAGUAGCUUGGAGAUGGAACUUUUGAUGUAGAUGUGUGCUGAGCUAUGAACGUGUGAAUGAGGGUCAUGAGCCAUCCUGCUUUGGACCAAACAGUCCAUUUUUAAAACUAGAAAUGCACUUCUGUGUCU
This is a messenger RNA of Carcharodon carcharias (great white shark), 8548 nucleotides long. RefSeq names its product tetratricopeptide repeat domain 28 (gene ttc28). The transcript has 22 exons. Gene Ontology annotation, molecular function: protein binding. The record is from RefSeq and is a predicted model, not a curated record. Bases 135 to 7523 code for a protein of 2462 amino acids. NCBI's taxonomy places the organism in Eukaryota, Metazoa, Chordata, Chondrichthyes, Lamniformes, Lamnidae.